AUAGAAGAAACAUUACACACUCCUCCAUCGCCGGAGUUUAGGUUUUAAAGUUUACGACGUUCUGCUAAAAUAAGCCAUGAGUUUACUCGACCAGUUGUGGGAUGACACCGUUGCCGGACCUCGGCCGGAAAACGGCCUCGGCAAGCUCCGAAAGUACCCCACCUUUAGCUUCCGAUCGAGCUCCGGCAAGGAAAUUCCAGAGGCAGAGGGUGUGAUGGUUAGAUCAUACGGUGAUGAUGCGGCGGCGGAGAGGAUUAGGGUUACGAGGAGCAUCACGAUAGUGAAACCUCAGGGGAAUCCGAACGGAUCGCCUCCGAUUUCGCCGGCUAGCUCCUCCCCUCCGGUUUCUCCUUUUGGCGACGUGAACAUGGUCGGUUAUGUUGAUCAGGAGGGAAAGAACCCUACCGGUUUCGUCGGAGGUCUACAUCGGAUGCGUACCAGAAAGCAAGUAGAGUUGGACCCAGGAGCCCUCCUCCUCCUCACGACGUGUGAGAUUUGAGAUAAUCCAGGUAUCGGAUAGCCAGAAAUGGCGGCGUUUCUGGGAACUCUGCCUGAUGUUCUUAGUCAAGAAUUAAAGUGAAUGUAAUGUUGUAGUUAUAUGCAGCUGUGUGUAAAUAGGUGUGUGUGUGUGUAACUCUUAUACAACGGAAACCUAAUCUCUGUGAGGCUGGUUAUGAGUUGUAAGCAUGUAGAGUUUGUAAUGCAUUUUGUUCUCUAUAUACAGAGAUUUUGAUA
Molecule: messenger RNA, 735 nt
Organism: Cornus florida
Lineage: Eukaryota; Viridiplantae; Streptophyta; Magnoliopsida; Cornales; Cornaceae
Product: dormancy-associated protein homolog 3-like
Exons: 3
Coding region: 77-499 (140 amino acids)
Source: RefSeq, a predicted model, not a curated record